AUGGGUCAUACUCCACCAGUUAUGGGUCAAAGACCGUAUUUCCACCAGGCUACGGAUUAUUAUUACACUGGUGUGGGACAACAACCCAAUCCAGUUGCAUCUGGACAGACACCAGGACUAGGGAUCCCUCUUACCAACUUUUUAUCUGUUAACUAUGCUAGUUUACUGACGAGUUUCCUGCAGAGAGAAGGGGACCAAGUGGAUAUCAGAGUUACAAAGGUGAAUGGAUCACCACGUGUAAAAGUUACUACUAGUGUUGCUGAACAACCAUCUAGACCACCAAAAAGCCAACCAACUGCACCUGUGGCUAACAUUGAGACACCUCAAGUCUAUGAUCACAAAAAUGAUGAUUACAAGUUCGCAUUGGGUGUAGAACUUCGUGGAAGCAUAGGUAGUACUCUAAUUCAAGUCUACACGUUAUCAUCAAAUUCCUGGAAAACCGAGAAAACCAUGCCUUAUUGGUUUUGUCAGCAAACAGCUGGGGUGCUGGUUAAUGGAGACCUUCACUGGUUAGUGAUGGCUCAAUCCGACUUUACCUUACUCUCUCUGGAUAUCAGCGACGAGAUUUUUAACGAAAUGCAACUACCAGAAGAGCUUUUGGAGAAGGAUGAAGAUAUGUCUAUGGUUUUGGGAGUGUUGGAAGGGUCACUUUGUGCACUUGUCAGCUCAUACAUUAAUGAUGUGAAGAUUGGUUAUGAAGUAUGGGAGAUGCUGGAUUAUGGUGUUCAAGAAUCUUGGACUAAGCUUCAUGUCAUUGCCCAUGAGAGUAUUAUCAGCGCCAAUCAUUAUUUUAGGCUCGUGUGGUCUUCAAAGAAUGGAGAUAUUCUACUCUUGAGUCGCAGGAGCCUAGUUUUGUAUGAUCCAAAACAUGGAAGUGCUAGAGAAAUAAAAAUCAAUGCUAGAUUCUUGGACACUGACAGUUAUUUUGAAAGCUUAGUUUCUCUGAACUCUGGUACUUAUGUGGGGACAGAAGACGACUGA
Molecule: messenger RNA, 981 nt
Organism: Papaver somniferum (opium poppy)
Lineage: Eukaryota; Viridiplantae; Streptophyta; Magnoliopsida; Ranunculales; Papaveraceae
Exons: 2
Coding region: 1-981 (326 amino acids)
Source: RefSeq, a predicted model, not a curated record